AUGUUUUCUACGUGGUCUGCACAGCGCAGUACAAAGCUGCUGCUGUUGCUCUUUACACUUCUCUCCCUCACAUCCCUCACAGUGGCAUCUACACCCACAUCAUUUUGCAAAUGCACCUGUUUCUCCAAUAGCACGAUCAUCCCCCUCGACCCCGCCAAGUCCGAAAAGUCCUCCGGCAUCGACCACCUCCUCCACUUUUACGAGCGCAACGUCGCCAGCUCAGAGCUCGAACACACGGAUGAAUAUAUCAAACGAGAGAAGAAGUACCGCUCGCUAAGCUGCAACGACUGUAAUCGCAAGUUCUGCCUAGACUACCAGCUACCGACAUGCAAAGGCGCUAAAGAAGACGACGUGUUCACCACCUGCUUCCAACGGGACUCCCGAAAGGACGAAGCGGUGGUGUUUAUCUUCAUUUUCGCAACAGGGGGACUACUUGCUUGGGCAGCCUGCAAGCCAUGGAUUGAACGAUAUGUCGAGGCAAGUCCACGAGUUCAGUGA
Penicillium antarcticum is the source of this 498-nucleotide messenger RNA. RefSeq lists its product as uncharacterized. The coding region runs from base 1 to 498 and encodes 165 amino acids. The record is from RefSeq and is a predicted model, not a curated record. NCBI's taxonomy places the organism in Eukaryota, Fungi, Ascomycota, Eurotiomycetes, Eurotiales, Aspergillaceae. The transcript has 3 exons.